ACUCCCGGCACCGGUCCCCGGCACCGAGACGAUCGUCCGUGCCGACCCGCGCAGACCCUUACCAUCCAGGGUCAGCCCCGCCAUGGCCCUCUAGACAGCCGUCCAUAUCUUCACAAACGGACAGCGGGUAUGCGCUGGGCACCGACCGGCAGGCGGCGCUGUUCAGCGAUCCGCCACAGCAGGACCAAGGCCCGCAACAAUGGGGAUUCUGGACACCCUGGGCAUACCAUCAGGCCCAGGGCCCCCAACAGCUCCCUGCUAGGCCGGCGACUGCGGAGCGCAGGGCACCUGAAGCCUCGUUGUCUCGCCCCCCUCCCUCCCCGGAUGGGGAGGAAGGGUCCAAGCAACAAGACUCCGCUUUGGCCCCUGAGGCAGAGGCGAGGGCCGAAGGAGACCCGCCGUUAGACACUCUCUUGCCGGGGGUCUCCUCAUCCUCCUCCCCGGAUGAAGCGGUGGCUGGUACCUCCUCCAACAGCCCCCCCCCCCCCCCCCCCCGCUGGAUCUCAGGGCGCACCAAGACCUCCUCAGGCGAGUAGCUCAAAAUCUGAGUCUGCAAGCCGAGGAGGUCUCGGAGAUAGAGGAUCCAAUUGUCACCAUCCUCUCAGCAGAUGCUCCCACCAGGGUCGCCCUACCCUUCAUACGAACCAUCCAGGCCAACGCCAACACCAUCUGGCAGUCUCCGGCCUCCAUCCCUCCUACGGCGAAGGGCGUCGAGAGGAAGUACAUGGCUCCUUCUAAGGGCUACGAGUACCUCCAUGUGCACCCGACUCCGUGUUCCCUGGUGGUUCAAUCAGUGAACGAUAAGGAGCGUCAUGGCCAGGAGGCUCCAGCCCCCAAAUCCAGAGAGGCCAGGCGGAUGGACCUCCUCGGCCGUAAGGUGUACUCGGCUGGGGCGCUGCAGCUCAGGGUCUCCAACCAGCAAGCCCUGCUGAGCAGAUACGCCUUCAACUCCUGGGUGGCAGCAGACAAAUUCAAGGAGCUGCUGCCACAAGAUGCUCGCCAAGAGUUUACGGCCAUCUUGGAUGAAGGCAAGAAGGUCGCACGCACGUCCUUGCAAGCCUCUUUGGACGCUGCAGACUCGGCUGCCCGUACCCUCGCGUCAGGAGUAACGAUGCGUCGCAUCUCCUGGCUGCAGGUUUCCGGCCUUCCGCCGGAGCUCCAGCAUACUAUACAGGACCUUCCUUUUGAAGGCCAGGGCUUGUUCUCUGAAAAGACAGACCCCAGACUCAAGAGUCUGAAAGAUAACCGAGUCAUUAUGCGGUCCCUCGGGAUGCACACACCCGUGACCCAACGCAGACCCUUCCGGCCACAGCAACAACAACAGCGCAGGCCGUAUUCCCAGUUCCGCCAGCGGCAGGACCUUAACAGGCGCCGCGGCAGGAAUGGAAGGCGCAGGCAUUCGGGGAACCAAGGGGGGCAGAACCAAGGCUCCUCUAAGCCCCCGCCUGGACCUAAGCCUUCAUUUUGAAGGUGCGCCCGAGGGCGCAGUAACAGUUUCCCCCACGGAUCCUUCCCCCCCGUUUUCCAA
Gopherus flavomarginatus (Mexican gopher tortoise) is the source of this 1528-nucleotide messenger RNA. RefSeq lists its product as uncharacterized. The transcript has 2 exons. The record is from RefSeq and is a predicted model, not a curated record. Lineage: Eukaryota; Metazoa; Chordata; Testudines; Testudinidae. Bases 725 to 1468 code for a protein of 247 amino acids.